AUGGACAUAUGUGAGGAAUUGGCUUUGGGAGCUGAAAAGCCAGUUGUGAUCUUCAGCAAAAGCGGUUGCUGCUUUUGCCACACCAUCAAAAUACUGAUACACGGUUUUGGGGCCAGUCUUGCUGUUUAUGAGCUUGAUGAACUUCCUAAUGGAGGACAACUGGAAAGAGAGUUGUUGUCAUUAGGAUGUCGACCUAGCGUACCCGCUGUGUUCAUAGGGGGGGAGUUGGUUGGUGGUUCUAAUGAGGUCAUGAGCCUCCAUAUCCGGGGCAAGCUAGUCCAAUUGCUCAAAAAAGCUAAAGCUAUAUUUAUAUAGGAUGCCAAACUAGUAGCUAUUUUUGCUUUUGUAGCGAAUGAGAAUACACCUACUUAACCAUGAG
Molecule: messenger RNA, 379 nt
Organism: Camellia sinensis
Lineage: Eukaryota; Viridiplantae; Streptophyta; Magnoliopsida; Ericales; Theaceae
Source: RefSeq, a predicted model, not a curated record